Verticillium nonalfalfae is the source of this 735-nucleotide messenger RNA. RefSeq lists its product as uncharacterized. The transcript is spliced from 4 exons. NCBI's taxonomy places the organism in Eukaryota, Fungi, Ascomycota, Sordariomycetes, Glomerellales, Plectosphaerellaceae. The coding region runs from base 1 to 735 and encodes 244 amino acids. The record is from RefSeq and is a predicted model, not a curated record.
AUGCCCGGCAUUCGCAAGUCCACCCGCAUCCACCCCAAAGUCGAACUCGGCGUAGUCGAAGACGCGACAGACCGAUCUUGCUGCUUAGGCAUGAUACCUCCGCUCUCUGCAAUGAUGUCCGUCACACAGUAUCAUUAUGAGACAAGCCUCUUGCCCGAUCAGCAACAUCGCUACUCUCUCCACGCCUUGGACAACCUGAAGGCUCGCCUCAAGGAAGCCUUCUCCAAGAAGCACCAGAAGUCCGAGUCGACUGCCACCCCCGCCAAGACGGAGGCCGCCCCGCCUGUGGAGGUCACCAAGACCAACGCCGCUGAUCCCACAAAGACCGACGUCGCCCCGGCCGCUGCUCCCGCCACCCCUGCCCCUGCCCCGGCUGCCGCCGCCGCCGCCGAGCCUGCUGCUCCCGCCGCGCCGGCGGCCGUCCCCGAGCCGGCCAAGGCCGCUGAGGUUCCCGAGCCCAAGACUCUUGUCAGCGAGGCGCCCCCUACGACUGCUGAGUCUGCCCCGGCUUCUGCCGCUUCGCCUGCCGUUCAGGUUGUGGUCAACCCUGCCACCCCCGACGAGCCCGCCAAGACCGACGCCGCCCCCGCCGUCGAUGCUGCGGCCCCCGCUGCUGCGCCUAUCGCGCAGCCAACUGAGGCUCCUGCUGCCGCACCUGCUGCUACGCCUGUUGCUGCACCCGCCGCUGCCCCCGCUGCCGCGACUGAGGUGAAGAAGGACGCCUCCACCGCCUAG